Molecule: messenger RNA, 2215 nt
Organism: Exophiala xenobiotica
Lineage: Eukaryota; Fungi; Ascomycota; Eurotiomycetes; Chaetothyriales; Herpotrichiellaceae
Exons: 2
Coding region: 170-2035 (621 amino acids)
Biological process (GO): phenol-containing compound metabolic process
Molecular function (GO): N-acetylglucosamine-6-sulfatase activity; glycosaminoglycan binding; arylsulfatase activity
Source: RefSeq, a predicted model, not a curated record
CUUUAAGGCAAGGCCCUCAUGCCGCAUUUAUUGACUUCAUGUCACUGGCGCAAUGCUCAUCAGGCCGCCAGCACUCAUAGCAUGUUUAACUGACAUAUAGGACCCCGAUUCCUUCCCCUGCAACCGCGCCCGGAUACUCCAAGUACUCGUGCUCGAUGAGAAGACAAUCAUGAAGAUGAAAUCGACGACUCUCGCAGCAGCCUUCGGUGUGGCUGCGCGACUGGCGGGCAAGGCUCUUUCCACGCCAUCGGGGACUGCAUCCAAGACGCCCAACGUCCUCCUUAUUUUGACUGACGAUCAAGAUCUCCUGAUGGAUUCUAUCGACUAUAUGCCCAACGUGGACAGAUUGAUCAGCCAAAACGGAACGACGUUUCAAAAGCAUUACUGCACCAUGGCUCUCUGCUGUCCAUCGAGAGUCAGUCUGUUUACGGGCAAGUGUGUCCACAACACGAACGUCACCGAUGUCAGACCACCGUAUGGUGCAUACUCGAAAUUCGUGUCACAAGGCUUGAACGAUGACUAUCUGCCGCUGUGGCUGCGAGACGGAGGGAUCAAUACCUAUUACGUCGGCAAGUUUUCGAAUGGACACAGCAUAGACAAUUACAAGGACCCUCAGGCGAGAGGAUGGACCGAGAGCAAUUUCCUUCUUGAGCCGGGUCAGUAUGACUAUGAGAACACGACGUGGGCUCUCAACAAUCAACACUGGAAGUCGUAUCCUGGUGACAACGCCAUCACUCUGACUACGGAGAACGCUCUGCAUAUGCUCGACAAGGCUGCGACAGCCGGUAAACCGUUCUUUCUCACGGUAGCUCCCGCCGUACCGCACGUAGGACUACGCUCGGAUGGUAAAGGAUCAUUCGCGCCGAUUCCCCAGAAAAAGUGGGCAAAUGCAUUUCCGAACGCGAAAGUACCGCGAACCAAGAACUGGAACCCUCAGAACAUAGAUGGAGCAGUCUCCUGGCACCAGAACCUCCCAUAUCAGAACCAGACCCUGGUCGAUGAGCUCGACGCGUUCUACCGGGCGCGACUGCGGGCCGUCGCUGGCCUCGAUGACAUGGUCGCCGACCUUGUCGCAGCAUUGGAGAGCUACGGCAUCCUAGAAAACACCCACGUCAUAUACACAGCCGACAACGGAUACCACAUAUCGCAACACCGCCUGGGCCCGGGGAAGAAGUCCGGCUUCGAGACCGACAUCAACAUUCCCAUGGUCUGGCGUGGCCCAGGGGUACCGGCGGGCAAGGUCCGAAAUACCAUCACCACGCACACCGAUCUUGCUCCCACGUUUCUGGGCAUUUUCGGACUCCCUCCACGGACAAGCUUUGACGGCAGUGUCAUUGACUUUGAGACCGAGGCCAUAAUCUCCACGGGCGGCGCCGGCGCGGUGGUCGAACACGUCAACGUCGAGCACUGGGGAUCUGCCAAUGCGUACGAGUUGGUGGCGCCUCAUGCCGAUUACACGGUCAAGGGCGAAGACAACAACACGCAAAAGUCCGUGCGGCUACAGGGCGCCAAUGGUAGUCACAGCCUCUACUAUGCCGUCUGGUGCACCAACGAGCACGAACUCUACGACAUGUCGACCGAUGCUCAGCAGGUCGACAACCUCCUACCGCAUGUGUUGGACAUUUCACAAAUUGCAGCACAAGCACAAGCACCUGAUGACGGCGACGGCGACGGCAAUGGCAAUGGCAAACAGCUCCUGGGACGACCACUCCAGAGAGUCGUCGCGCGGCUCGACGCCCUACUCAUGGUGCUCAAGUCGUGCGUCGGCAUCGAAUGUACCGACCCCUGGGCCCAGCUUCAUCCACAGGGCGACGUCAACAGCCUGCAGGAUGCACUCGCCGAGCAGUACGACCAGUUCUACGCCUCCCAGCCCAAGGUCAUGUUCUCGGCGUGCAAGCAAGGGUACUUGAUCGAGUAUGAAGGCCCACAGCAGGCGAUACAUUACGCUGCCGGCGGCGGCUUCGAAUCCGGUCAGAAAAUGUCGUCGAAUUACACCGAUACCAGUGGCGUGUCGAUGUCGGCUUGGAGCUCAUAGAAAGGUCAUGACGCCUAAUUGUUCCAUUAUUCCAAGAUACUUUUGACCCAUAACUAAAGACCAGGGAAGUGGUGGACGCCGGGUGGCUUCCACCCACAUCCAGCGUUAACCCAUUUCACCCGACUGCUCUACAAUAGCCUCCAAACAGGGGAUUCAAGUAGGCCCUCGCGCAUCGGCUCA